Messenger RNA from Chinchilla lanigera (long-tailed chinchilla), 3219 nucleotides. It is a transcript of the gene Scnn1a, whose product is annotated as sodium channel, non voltage gated 1 alpha subunit. The record is from RefSeq and is a predicted model, not a curated record. Gene Ontology annotation, biological process: sodium ion transmembrane transport. The transcript is spliced from 13 exons. Lineage: Eukaryota; Metazoa; Chordata; Mammalia; Rodentia; Chinchillidae. Bases 404 to 2374 code for a protein of 656 amino acids. Gene Ontology annotation, cellular component: membrane. Gene Ontology annotation, molecular function: ligand-gated sodium channel activity.
UGCAUUCAGUGGGGCAGCGAGGGAGGCAGGACAGGGCAGGAGGCCGGGCCAGGGACAAGAGGGCCAGCUGAGAAGGAAGGCACGGGAGGAAGAGGAAGAGAGGCAGGAUCAGAGGAGCUGGCACAGGGAGAAGGGGCAGGCAAGAAAGCAGAGAGACGCCCAAAGAGGAGCAGACGACAGCAGACAGGAGGUGAGAGGCAGGAGCCAAGCCAGAGUUCUGCAGGAAGAGGGCCUGAGGGAGUCCGAGAACCAGGCAGGACCUGCCGUGGAGACAACAGGGAGGUGCCAGUGCGGAAAGCCAAAGGUGGCUUUAUCUGGAGGAGAGAGGCCGCUCCAGGGAGGCCCAGCGCCAGCCCAUUGGCCCGACUCUGCAGCAGGUCAGCUGGCUCCUGGAGAGGGCUCAAUGAAGGGUGAUGAGCUCAAGGCGCAAGGCCCUCUCCCUCCCCGGCCCCUCCCAGGGCCGCUGAAGGGGGACAAGUGUGAGCAGCCAGGGCUGGGCCCAGAGCCCCCCGCCCUCCAGCAGCACACAGAGGAGGAGGAGGCCCUGAUUGAGUUCCACCGCUCCUACCGCGAGCUCUUCCAGUUCUUCUGCAACAACACCACCAUCCACGGCGCCAUCCGCCUCGUGUGCUCCAAGCACAACCGUAUGAAGACGGCUUUCUGGGCUGUUCUCUGGCUCAGCACCUUCGGCAUGAUGUACUGGCAGUUUGCCCUGCUGUUUGGAGAGUACUUCAGUUACCCUGUCAGCCUCAACAUCAACGUCAACUCUGACAAGCUCGUCUUCCCUGCUGUCACUGUCUGCACCCUCAACCCCUACAGGUACAAGGAAAUUAAAGAGCAGCUGAGGGAGCUGGACCGCAUCACAGAGCAGACGCUCUUCGACCUGUACAAGUACAACGCCUCCAGCACCCUCCUGGCCGGUGCCCGCAGCCGGCGCAGCCUCGAGGAGACCCUGCCGCACCUGCUGCAGCGCAUCCCGGUCCCGCCCGGGGCCCGCAGAGCGCGCAGCAGCGAGACCUCCAGCGUGCGGGACAACAACCCCAAGGUGGACCGGAAGGACUGGAAGAUAGGCUUCCAGCUGUGCAACCAGGACAAAUCGGACUGCUUCUACCAGACCUCCUCGUCGGGGGUGGACGCGGUGCGUGAGUGGUACCGCUUCCACUACAUCAACAUUCUGGCUCGGCUGCCUGACACCUCGCCCUCGCUGGAGGAGGAGGCGCUGGGCAACUUCAUUUUCACCUGCCGCUUCAACCAGGUCCCGUGCACCCAGGCGAACUACUCUCACUUCCACCACCCGAUAUAUGGCAACUGCUACACUUUCAAUAACAAGAAUGACUCCAGCCUCUGGAUGUCUUCCAUGCCAGGGAUCAACAACGGUCUUUCCCUGACACUGCGCACGGAGCAGAAUGACUACAUCCCCCUGCUGUCCACGGUGACUGGGGCCAGGGUCACGGUGCAUGGGCAGGAUGAGCCAGCCUUUAUGGAUGACGGUGGCUUCAACUUGCGGCCCGGUGUGGAGACCUCCAUCAGCAUGCGGAAGGAAGCCCUGGACAGACUUGGGGGCAAUUAUGGAGACUGCACCCAGAACGGUAGUGACGUUCCUGUCCAGAACCUGUACCCUUCCAAGUACACUCAGCAGGUUUGCAUCCACUCCUGCUUCCAGGAGAGCAUGAUUGAGAAGUGUGGCUGUGCCUACAUCUUCUACCCGCGGCCCAAGGGUGUGGAGUUCUGCGACUACAGGAACCACAGUGCCUGGGGCUACUGCUACUAUAAGCUCCAGGGGGCCUUCUCCUCUGACAGUCUGGGCUGCUUCAACAAAUGCAGGAAGCCGUGCAGUGUGACCAUCUACAAGUUAUCUGCUGGUUACUCACGCUGGCCCUCGGCAACAUCCCAGGACUGGAUCUUCCAGAUGCUGUCCCUGCAGAACAAUUACACCAUCAACAACAAGAGAAAUGGAGUAGCCAAACUGAACAUCUUCUUCAAGGAGCUGAACUACAAGACCAAUUCUGAGUCUCCCUCGGUCACGAUGGUCACCCUCCUGUCCAACCUGGGCAGCCAGUGGAGCCUGUGGUUCGGCUCCUCUGUGCUGUCUGUGGUGGAGAUGGCGGAGCUCAUGUUCGACCUCCUGGUCAUCACGUUCCUCAUGCUGCUGCGGAGGUUCCGAAGCCGGUACUGGGCUCCAGGACGAGGGGCCAGAGCUGCCAGGGAGGUGGCCUGCACGCCCUCAUCCUCCCUCCCUUUGCGCUUCUGUGCCCACUCUGCCUCCCCGACCUUGACAGCCCCUCCGCCCGCCUACGCCACCCUCAGUGCCUGCCCACCUCCGCAGGGCUCCGCGGGGGCCAGCUCGGCCACCAGUGCUCUGGGGGAGCCCUGAGAGUUGGCACCGAGGCUCCUCUGUGCCUGUGGUGCAGCGGGGAGGCUGGCUGGGCGAGGGGCGGCGGAGCGGCCCAAAGCUCCUGUGAGCGCAGGCAAGUCUCCCUUUCCCUUGGAUCAGCGGAGCAGGACUUGGAGCUCUGGCAAGGAACUUCCCUAGGAAACAGCAGCAACCAGAACAAAACACAAACAAGGUGCACACAGAGCCUCGCCCAGGUCUCCUCUCCAGCAACCUUGAGCCAGCCCGAGAUUGGCCUGGCCACACUGCCGUCCAGGGACACAGACACGUCUGCUCCUGUUCUUGAACUUGGGUGGGGAACCCCACCCAAAAGCCCCCUUUUUAGUUCUUGGGUAAUUCCCCUUCCCUGACUCCUCAGGGCAAUGGCUGGAACAGACCAGUUUAGUAAAGGUUUGGCCAUUCCCAGCCAUUCCCAGACUUCUCCGAUUUCAGGCUUCCGGCCCUCACAGAGUCAUAGUCCAGUGCCUCCGCUCUGAGCCCUUCACAGCUUUGCAUGUUUGCUGAAGCAAUUUCCUUAGCCUGGAAGUUUCCUCUGCCAUCUCCUGGAGAGCUCCUAUGCAUCCCUCAGAACCCUGCUCAGACACCAUUACUUCUAUGAAAGCCUGUCUUCCGCAGAAUCGAUCACCCCCUCUCACCAGAUGCCUAUAACACACUAUGACAUCGACUGGAGCACUGGUGUAGCAUUAUACUUUUGUAUUCAUUUGUGUCUGCUCCCCUGACUACUGGCCAGGGACCAAGUUCUGUUCAUUUACAUGUUCUCUAGGUCUAGCCUGGCAUCCUGCUUGGAGUAGGUAGGCAGGCACUCAAUAAAUGUUUGUUGAGGAAAA